UUUUUUUCUGCAGAGCAGGGAUGACUGAAAUGUGGCUUUUAAGCAAUUGAAGUAGACCCAAACCGAAGCUUUCCGUUCCGGUGAUUUUUGUCCAGUCAUCUUGUGCGAGGAAGACUGUGCAGCAUCCACACUUAUUCCGACUUCUUUGGAGUGGGAUGACCAUUGUCACUGCAGGAGUUUGCGGUUGAAAUUGGACCGUAUUUUUAUAAGGUUUGCGAGCGCAGCAUCGCCAGCGGGCAAUCUAGCAGAGCAAACCUGAAGAAGUGAUAUCCAGGAAGAGAGGUUGAAACGAGAGAAACUAGCGAGAUGGCCGGGGGCAGGCUAACAGCGCUCAUCAUGGUCGUUAACUCCACGCCAUCACCAUGAAGGUCGGAGAUGCGACGGGGACUAGCCGGGAAGGCCGGUAUCGCUCUCGCAGGCCGUGGGCAAGCAGCCUGCGCCAUCGCUGUUGCUUUGGCUAUGCCCGGCUGAUCAGUCAACAUCCGAUCCUACUCUGUCUGAUCAUUCUGCUUUGCAUCACUGCCUCUGGCCUGCUGGCUUUCCUGCUCUACGAUCUCCCUGAUUUUGUGGAUCCGGUUGCCGGUUUUGAACCACGGGGUACGGCCAUAAGCCAGCGGUCUGUCACGUGGCAGAACAUGCUGGAUCAAACUGGAGCGGGCCAGCUUCUGUCUGUCUACCCAGUGCAUGGCAGCCGCCACCCCUACAGCCAGACAAAACAGCCUCCAGUGCACUCUACCUCAUCCAAUGCCUCCAUCAACUCAACCACAGCAACCUCAACGCCCCUCACGCUGACUGCCGUGCCAGACACAACUCAGACAUCCGUGGAUGAGAUUCAGGCUGUUGCUUCUGGAGAUGAUGAUGACAGUAGCAGCAGUUCCAGCGAUUGGCGGGGUCCGUAUGAUGGAGAGUUGCCCUUCGGAGCCGUGGAUGCCAACGAGCCGUUCUUCUGUUUCAACCCCUCCAGAGAGUAUGCCCGGAUGGUGUUUGAGCCAAUUCACUCCGGUAAUCUGCUGACGUUACACGGUCUGCAGUCAAUGUGCCAGUUGGAAGAAGCCAGCGUCCGUCAGCAUCUGCAGUUUAUGAGGAGCUGUUACACCAACAGGAAGGGGGAAUGCUGUCCCAGCUGGUCAAUCGGAAACUAUGUGGCACUGCUGAACAACCGUUCCAGCUGCGCAGAGAUAACGGCGGGUGACGUGGCAGAAACCCUGGAGUUGCUGCAGAAAUGCUCCCACUUCUAUCGCAGCCGGACCUUGCUGCCUGACUGUUGGGAGACAAGGGAGUGGAGACCGUGCCCAACCAACAUCCACCAGGACUGCAUCCGCUAUGAUGCUGUCUACUCCAUCAUGCAUUACCUGGCUGACGUGGAGUUCCUGAGUGUGGAGAAGCCCAACAAUGUCCGUGUGCAAAACGCCAUGGUCAUCCUCCCGGUGCAUGCUGGGAACGACAUGCGGGAGGUCUACGAGGACAUCUUCCAAGAUAAGGAAGUGGAGAACUCGGAGGUUCGAGUGACGGGAUUGUUCUUCAACCUCAAGUACGAUCUCUUCGGCGAGCAUCUCACGGCCGAGGCUUUGUAUCCGUGCCUUGGAGUGGUGAUCAUCAUCUUGCUGAUGUGGAUAUACAUUGGAUCGUUGUUUAUCACCGUCAUGACAGUGCUGAGUAUGGCCAUGUCACUCAUUCUGGCCUAUUUCCUCUACCGUGUCGUCUUUGGGAUUCCCUUCUUCCCAUUCAUGAACCUGACCACUGUUAUCCUCCUGGUGGGCAUUGGAGCCGAUGACGCCUUUGUCUACUGUGACAUCUGGAAGCGUACCCGUUUAGACCACGUCAACACCCCUCACGUUCUGGUGGUCUUGGACACACUGCGGCAUGCCGCGGUGUCCAUGUUCGUCACCAGUCUGACGACGGCGUCCGCUUUCUUUGCCAACACCAUCAGCAGCAUCACCUCCAUUAAAUGCUUCGGCAUCUUCGCAGGGACAACUAUCCUUGUCAACUGUUUCUUCACCGUCACCUGGUUGCCUGCCGUUGUCACCAUUUAUGACCAUUACUUUGACGGAUUCUCCUCCCUCAGGAAAGACACGAGGGAGUACAGAACCUACAAAUGGAAACACUUGUGGUGCACUCGUAUCGUCUGCUAUGUGCACAAAAUCAAGUAUGCCGUGAGCGAAUGGUCCCGCAUUUUCUUCGACAAGAUUUUACCUUGUGUUGUGGUCAAACUGCGGUAUAUGUGGCUGCUCACAUUAAGCACGCUUACCCUGGGUGGAUUCAUUCUGAUCUUCUUAAACCCAAAGCUUCAGUUGCCCACUCUUCCUGAAUUCCAAUUGUUUCGCUCGCUGCACCCAUUCGAGCGAUACGAUUUCAUCUACAAAGAUAUGUUCUGGUUUGAAAAGGUCAACAGUACAGGGUCACAGGGUUACGCUCAUUUGCCUUUGACAAUUGUCUGGGGAAUUCAGCCGAAAGAUAAUGGCAAUCCCCUGGACCCGGACAACCACGGUACCAUCACAUUUGAUGAGACAUUUAACCUUGCUCUGCCGGACUCCCAGCAGUGGCUUAUGAAAUUCUGUGCCAGGUUACGUAACCACACUUUUUACUUUCCAACCUCAGGGCUGCAAUUCAAAAACUGUUUUAUAGAGAACUUCAAGACCUGGAUGCAGUCUAGAAACUGUCUCGACCCCGAAACGGGGGAAAGUCACAGACCAUGCUGCCAGGAAAGCGCAUUUCCGUAUUCUCAAGACGUCUUUAAGACAUGUCUCAAGGAAGCAGUUAGUGUACUGUACCAUGAGUUCCCAGUGGCCUUCUCAAAAUACACCCCGGGGCCUCGUUUCAGUGGCCCCAAAGACAAAAUUGUGGCUGCCAUUGUUGAGUUUGACAGCACACAGACUUUCACAUACUCUUUUGAACAAAUCAAAUCAUUUUGGACCAGAUUUGACGCUUGGGUGAACUCAGAGAUGAAAAACGCUCCCCCAGCCAUGCAGCAUGGAUGGUUCACAAGCUUCUUGGAUUUCUAUGAUCUCCAGGACAACUUGGCCCACGGUACGCCCAUUGCUCUAGGCAUGUCCAUCAUCAUCUCUACCUGUGUCAUGUUUGUGACCACCCAGAAUCUCCUGAUCAGUCUCUACGCCAUCCUGUCUAUAUCCGGCACCAUAUGCGUCACCAUCGGGGCCUUGGUGCUUCUGGGCUGGCAGCUCAACAUUCUGGAGUCUGUCAUCUUGUCCGUCGCGGUGGGGCUGUCUGUUGACUUCACGGUCCACUACGGCGUGGCCUACAGGAUUGCACCGGAGAAGGACAGGGAGUCACGGGUGGUGUUCUCUCUGGGCCGCAUGGGAUCCGCAAUCACCAUGGCUGCCCUGACCACGUUUGUGGCAGGCGCCUUGAUGAUGCCAUCAGCCAUCCUGUCCUACACCCAGAUGGGUACCUUCCUCAUGCUAAUUAUGUCCAUCAGCUGGGUGUUCUCAACGUUCUACUUUCAGUCCCUGUGCCGCACCAUCGGCCCGGAGGGGUCCUUGGGUCAGUUCCUACUCCCGGGCAGUACCUGCUGCGCUCAGAGAAAGAACACCAUCAGAGCAGUCGAAGAUUCAGAGGUUAUCCAUUCUCAUUCCUCGGAGGUGCCAAGCUCAGGUGAGUCGCAUGAACUGGAACCCCUCAGCUCCUUUGCGGCAUCAGAUCUGAGCUCGCCUGCACCUAGCACCAGCUCCCUGGGCGCCUGCAACAAAUUCUCCCGCCAUCUGGGAGUUGCCCCGCAUUGCCCGCACCACCACAGGGCCAGGCACAGGCCCGAGAGACCGCUGGUCCCAGUCACUGGCCCUGCUCAUUCGGAGGUGGUAUGGGAGGGAACCAGCGGGUUUGUGACCCGGCUCUACCAGCCAGUGCCUCAAAGUGAACCAUCCCCGUCGGCUAUUCUUCCAAACAGGAAUCCAAAUAUUCCCGACAUCUGGGUGAAAAUGUGAAUUGCCGUGAAAUUCUGGAUUGUAUAUAUUCAUGUUUUGUAACUUUUUGGAUUGGGCAUUUUGGUCAGUUCUGCUUGGAGGCAGAGGACCAUCGGAACACCUUUUGAUUAUAAAUUUGAUGUUUGCAAUUUGAAAGGGGAGAAGGUUUAAUUUGACUUAACUGUACUAGACCUGUGCAACUUCCUUAAGUUGCUAAGAGUUGUGAUUUGACUUGACCAAUCCGUUUAUACCACUGCAUGUUCCAGAGGUGUGUCAUAUCAAAAUACAUGAUUGUCAGACAUUUUUCCGACAUUAAUCAUGCUUGUGAUUUGUCACAAAAAAGGGGGUGGGACUUAUAUUGUUUUUGUCACCCUAGUUAACUUUUAUAUUUGAGUAAAUAAAAGGUUUGCUGAACGGCUUAAAUGGUAAUCAUAGCAAACCUGAGCAAUUGCUUUGAAUGGGCUUAACCUACAUGUAUACCUACAACCUGUUUUACAUAACUCAAUAGAACUUGUAUCACAUUGUAUUACAUUGUAUUUACUCAUUGACGAAAUCAAUAAAAGCUUAAGUGCUGGGCGGUUAGGGCGAAAAAAGGAGUGACAGGUAGGACGGUUUGGGGCGGUACAGGGACUAACCCUCCCUCUCUCAGUAACCCUAUGGGUCAAAAUCUAUCACGUUACAAUUUUGAACAGGUCUGUAAACUGGCCUCAUCUUGGUACAAUUGACAGGUUAAAUAGCUGCUACUCAAGCUGUACCAGUAUUAAUGGUCAACCUAUCUAUCAAACCACUUGUAAACAGGCUUUGGCAGUUAUAGUGUGUAAUGGGCCUUAUUCACGGGUCGGACAUAUUGAAUUGAAAGUGAGGUGAAAUCUUAAGU
Messenger RNA from Patiria miniata (bat star), 4797 nucleotides. It is a transcript of the gene disp1, whose product is annotated as protein dispatched homolog 1-like. The transcript is spliced from 6 exons. The record is from RefSeq and is a predicted model, not a curated record. The coding region runs from base 363 to 3941 and encodes 1192 amino acids. Gene Ontology annotation, cellular component: membrane. NCBI's taxonomy places the organism in Eukaryota, Metazoa, Echinodermata, Asteroidea, Valvatida, Asterinidae.